Messenger RNA from Panicum hallii, 2718 nucleotides. RefSeq lists its product as uncharacterized. The transcript has 11 exons. The record is from RefSeq and is a predicted model, not a curated record. The coding region runs from base 461 to 2506 and encodes 681 amino acids. Lineage: Eukaryota; Viridiplantae; Streptophyta; Magnoliopsida; Poales; Poaceae.
GUCCUCCUGCCGGCCCGCUCCCGUGCUGUGCUCGCCCACCUGCCCGACCCGACCGGCCACGCGACGCUGCCGCCGGCCGAGCGCUCCAGAAGAUGCGACACCGUGCACGCCGCCGCGAGCGGCGCGGCGCCACGGCAGAGCGGACGGGACGAGUCCGGACGCUUCCAAGGAUGAUGGGCUCGGCGUCUCCGCCCUCCGGUCCGGGGUGUGUCGGGCCGUCGAACUGGGUGGGCGCGCGCAGCAGCAGCCGGCAGACGGAUCGAGCUGGGGACCGAUCAAGAGACAUGUCGCCGAGACGGCACAUGCCUGGCUGGCUUCUGGCUGAACAGCAGAAGUGAAGGGUGCGUGGCGGGCUGUGAAAUCCAAGAGUGGGCUGGGCAACAUAUGGGCUGACAUCGCAACCAAGAACACCCCCCCGGCGUCACGAAGCCCACACAGGUGCGGCAGCAAAUCUGGCUCGAUGAGAUUUGAAUCCAACAAAGAAACCAAAUUUCUCGGACCACCAUUUUCACCUCACCGUGACACUGUCCAUGAUCACGACUCAUCACGAGCCGGAUUCAGUCAAGAGUUGCCGCGAGGGGUAUAUGUGGAAGUUGGAAAAUUUCGGGGUGCGCCCGUGCAUCCCAGCACCGUCAGCUGGAUCCGCCCCCGCGGUGGCGGCAUGAGCGGCGGGGCGUCGCUGGGGCUCAGGCCGUCGGGGAGCUAUGGAUCGCUGCCGCAGCAGCAGCAGCAGCCAGGCGGCUGCCAUUCGUCGCCGUCGCCCGCGCCGUCGGUGUCCCCGCCGGUCGCCGCGCGGAAGCCCGCCAAGAUGUCGCUCGGCGGGGCGGGCGGCGGCGGCGGCCCGCGCGUGUUCGCGCGGAUCUGCAAGCUCGCCGGCCGCCGCCAGCGGAUGCUGCUCCUCCUCCUCGUCGCCGUCGCGGUGGCCUUCUGCUUCCUCUUCUCAUCACUUGUCAGUAAAGAUGAAGAUGCAUCACCUGGUGUUGAGACGAUGCUUGUAUUUUCUGAUCAUGUCCGGAGCUUUGUGAACCCUGUUUGGACAUCAUCUGGCAGAUCAGUAGCCCAGAGAGAUUCACUGACUGCGAAUGGUCUGGUUACAGGAUCACAGAUGGAAAGACAAUCUGAUAGUAGUCAAAAACAAGUUCAGGGUCUCAUACGGAGUUUUCCACCAGCUGUUGUUCUGAAUCACCAUCCUUGUGAAAAUUUCUCUUUGUCUCCUCCACCUAUUGAUAGAAAACGUACUGGACCACGACCCUGUCCAGUUUGUUAUUUGCCUGUUGAGCAAGCACUGGCACUGAGACCAGCUCAGCCAUCCACAUCACCUGUCCUUCAAAGCUUAAAUUAUAUGUCUGAAGAGAAUUUAGUUUCCAAAGAUUCAAAUGGUGGUUCUUUGUUUGGAGGUUAUCCAUCCCUGGAGGAACGAGAUAAAUCUUACGACAUAAAAGAUUUGAUGAAAGUACAUUGUGGAUUUGUAAGAGGGACGAUACCUGGUCUUAAUACCGGGUUCGAUAUUGAUGAAGCUGAUCGUUCUGAGAUGCAGCAGUGCCAGAGGACUGUUGUUGCCUCUGCUAUUUUUGGAAACUAUGAUAUACUGCAACAACCAGAAAACAUCAGUGAAUCUUCGAAGGAUACUGUUUGCUUCUUUAUGUUUCUGGAUGAAGAAACAGAAGCUGCACUAAAGAACUCCACUACUAUUGACCAUACCAAAAGAAUCGGGCUUUGGCGUGUAGUUGUUGUCCGCAACCUACCAUAUUCAGAUGCAAGGCGCAAUGGAAAGGUUCCAAAAUUACUACUUCAUCGGCUUUUUCCUAAUGUGCGAUAUUCAAUUUGGAUUGAUGGGAAACUUAAGCUAGUGAGGGAUCCUUAUCAGGUAUUAGAAAGAUUCUUGUGGAGGAAGAAUGUUAGCUUUGCUAUUUCCAGGCAUUACAGGCGCUUUGAUGUCUUUGAGGAAGCUGAGGCCAACAAGGCUGGUGGAAAAUAUGAUAAUGCUUCAAUUGAUUACCAAAUAGAGUUCUAUAAAAGAGAGGGUUUAACCCAUUAUUCAUCAGCUAAACUUCCUAUAACGAGCGAUGUCCCUGAGGGCUGUGUGAUAAUUAGGGAACACAUCCCCAUAACAAACCUGUUUACAUGCCUUUGGUUCAAUGAAGUUGACCGCUUCACCUCCAGAGAUCAGCUAAGCUUCAGCACGGUUAGGGAUAAAAUAAGGUCGAGAGUUAAUUGGACUGCAGACAUGUUCCUGGAUUGUGAAAGGCGUGAUUUUGUUGUUCAGUCAUACCACCGAGAACUGUUGGAACAGCGGCAGGCUACCUUAAGAGGUCGGCCUCCCCUGUGGCCUCCUAUGGUGCAGAUACAGCCAAGAAAGAUGCUUCCAGACAAUGCAGCAAAGGAACCUGGGAAGGCUUCAUCAGCCAAGAAGUUACCAGGGAAGCGUACACGUGAUAAGAAAUCAAGCUCGAAACGAAGUCAUCGAACUAAAGUAAUUGGUGGGAAGGAGGCAAUUCAACUGUAAAUCUCCUGGCAGUUUUGCUCCUAUACAAUUGCGGAUCUGACGAACAGCAUUCCAACAUGGUUUUACUAUUUAACUUGUAUUCACGCUCCCCUCCCAAAGGCUCGAAAAUUUUGUCAGGAAGUGUUGAUAGAGAACUGAAAUUCUUUGUUGUAAAUAAACAUUUUUUUUAGAUCAGAGAUGGAUUCAACUAGCGGCUGAUUCAGCUCAGUUCA